AUGUCUGAAGCAAUUGUGGCCAAGUAUGUUGGGACCAGUCCUGAUUUGCGUAAAGAACACAGCAAACCUUUCCAUGAGCGUGACAAAGUGUAUGAAAACCAACUCCUCCGCAAUUGUGAUGAGCUCAUGUAUGUUGAUUUAUGCCAUGCCAUGAAUUCUGGAGAUAGACUAAACCGCACAAGUUUACUGCUGGUUGUCCUUGUACAGGAAGUGAAGGUGGUGGGUGUGAGCAAGAUCAACAAUGCAGUCGAGGAUUUUGUUGGCGAUGACAAGUUGGGCCCCAAAAAAGUCGACACCUCCAUAACCAGCAUCAACCAUCUGCUUCUCUCUCCAAUCUUCAAGAUGCACAAGUCCUGGUUGCAAAUAUUGCAACAAAGCUGCAACAAACAACAGCUGCAUCUCUCACACACACCUGCCGCCACCGUUCUCACUGUGUUCUUCACUGCAGGAUUUGCAAAGUAUUUGUCAACAACGCAGCGUCGGCACAAGCAAGAAUUAAUAAAGAUAUCCAUCUCCACCAUCUCGAGCUCUGCAACUGGAAGAUUGGCCAGUAGGAUUUUGGUCCUAGACUCGGAGCUGGAUGCCAACUCAAGGUGCCAUCACUACAUCCCCAUCACCACCACUAUUGCCACUGCCCUCCUCAGGCUCGGCCUCGACAAACAGCUCUUUGUUCGACGGACCUUCAUCAUCUUCAUGCUUUUGCUGAUCCUCCAUAUUUUUUCUCUUGGAUGA
Molecule: messenger RNA, 732 nt
Organism: Serpula lacrymans var. lacrymans S7.9
Lineage: Eukaryota; Fungi; Basidiomycota; Agaricomycetes; Boletales; Serpulaceae
Exons: 8
Coding region: 1-732 (243 amino acids)
Source: RefSeq, a predicted model, not a curated record